CUAUGCGCGGAUCCACUUGGGACAGUCCUCGGAUGGGUGAAGAGGUCUGUGGGAGCUUGCUGACGACAAAGUGGAAUCUAGUGGUGUGCGUGCCGUCGAGGAACUCAGGGCUGGUUCCCGUGCCUUCCCAGCCCUGGAGGCCGAACUUGGAGUCCCAGUUUACGGUUCCCUGGAGGGCGAAAGAUAAGGAGCAGAGCGGGAGCUGCCAACCCCGACCCGAGUCAAAACUCCCAGGGAGUCUUCGCUGCUCCCGCCUCCGCUUCUCCCGCUCGGCUCCCGCUUGGGGGCUCCCUCUGGGGCCGGGAGGCGCAGCAGUCGCUGGAUGUGCGCGCCCGCGGGUCCCCGGGACCUUGGAGGCGGCCGCUGAGCCCCGCAGCGGGCGGAGAGUGUGUAUUCGCCUUGUGCAGCCUCACCCCGGAGGGCCGCGCGGGCUGCGGGCAUGAUCGCCGGGGUCUUCAGCGCGCGCACGUGGGUCCCGGUGGGCGUCCUCGCCGCGCUGGCUUACUGCGCCCACCGGCGGCGGGUGGCCCGGGCCGAGCCGCGGGGGCCUGACGGUCGGCAGCCUGUCGACCGGAGUCAGCUGGAGCUGAAAAUGGUGCAAGUAGUGUUCCGACACGGGGCGCGGAGCCCCCUCAAGCCGCUCCCGCAGAAGCAGCAGGCAGAGUGGAAUCUCCAGCUAUUAGAGGUCCCACCCCAUACUCAGUUUGAUUACACCAUCACCAAUCUAGCUGGUGGCCCAAAACCGCAUUCUCCUUUCGACUCUCAAUACCGUGAGACCAAACUGAAGGGGGGCAUGUUUGCUGGACAGCUCACUAAUGUGGGCAUGCAGCAGAUGUUUGCCCUAGGAGAGAGGCUGAGGAAGAACUAUGUGGAGGACAUCCCCUUUCUUUCGCCAACCUUCAAUCCACUGGAAGUCUUUGUCCGUUCCACUAAUAUAUAUCGGAAUCUGGAGUCUACCCGGUGUUUGCUGGCUGGGCUUUUCCAAUGUCAGAAAGAAGGACCCAUCAUCAUCCACACUGAUGAAGCAAGCUCAGAAGUCUUAUACCCCAAUUACCAAAACUGCUGGAACCUGCAGGAAAGAACCAGAGGACGGAGGAAGGCUGCCUCUUUGCAGCCAGGAAUCUCAGAGGAUUUGCAAAAGGUCAAGGAAGGGAUGGGCAUCACCAGUAAUGAUGGAGUGGACUUCUUCAGCCUACUUGACAAUGUGGCUGCCGAGCAGGUGCACAGCCUCCUGAGCUGCCCCACACUGAAGAGGUUUGCACGGAUGAUUGAGCAGAGAGCUGUGGACACAGCCUUGUAUGUUAUCCAAGGGGAAGACAGGGAAAGCCUUCAGAUGGCAGUAGGCCCGUUCCUCCACAUCCUGGAGAGCAACCUGCUGAAAGUCGUGGAUCCUGCCACUCCCCCAGACAAGACCAGAAAGCUGUACCUCUAUGCUGCUCAUGAUGUGACCCUCAUGCCUCUCUUAAUCACCCUGGGGAUUUUUGACCACAAAUGGCCCCCAUUUGCUGUUGAUCUGACCAUGGAACUCUAUCAGCACCAGGAAUCUAAGGAGUGGUUUGUGCAGCUCUAUUACCGUGGGGAGGAGCAGGUGCCAAAAGGUUGUCCUGACCGGCUCUGUCCACUGGACAAGUUCUUAAACACCUUGUCAGUUUACACCUUGAGCCCAGAAAAAUACCACACACUCUGCUCUCAAGUACAGGUGAUGGAAACGGAGAGUGACUGAUUUAUACAAACAGAAGGUGUUGGUUUUUCAAUAAAUGCCUAUACACACUGC
Canis lupus familiaris (dog) is the source of this 1774-nucleotide messenger RNA. It is a transcript of the gene ACP6, whose product is annotated as acid phosphatase 6, lysophosphatidic. The record is from RefSeq and is a predicted model, not a curated record. NCBI's taxonomy places the organism in Eukaryota, Metazoa, Chordata, Mammalia, Carnivora, Canidae. Gene Ontology annotation, biological process: dephosphorylation. Gene Ontology annotation, molecular function: phosphatase activity. The transcript has 10 exons. Bases 440 to 1723 code for a protein of 427 amino acids.